AUGAGCAGAUCAGGCUCACAAAGGACCAGCAAGCAGAAUAAUUGGCGGAGAAGCUUUAAAGCCUGCUUAAACUGCCGGGCACGCAAGGUCAAAUGUGACCUAGGGCCAUUAGAUGCCCCGAACGACCCUCCAUGUAGGAGAUGUAGAAGGGAGGGCAAAGUAUGUGAAUUCUCAGAGGCUAGUAAACGAACCCUACGUGAUAAGAGUAUGAACCUUAUCAAUUCGGAGACUAAUGAUGACUCUGACGGCUGGCGAACAGCGAUCGUUGGUAUGAUAAACGGUAAUCGAGGAACUCCGAAUAAUGCACAUAAUAUAUCAAGCUCUGGUCUCAAAUGGAAGUUCGAUACCAAUUCGAUGCAGAGUGCUUUAGUGUUUCUGGCGAAAGCUGCCGGCUCAGUCGCGAAGCAGGAUGAUUCAAUGACGCAAUUGGAUCGCCAAGCCAUGUCGAGCGCUUCCAGCGGUGCUCAGCAGGGCAGCUUAAUCUCUAACGUUUCUUUGAGCAUUUCAGAUGAUAGUACUGCCGUUUCCCUGCAAGAUAUCGAUACGUCAAGCGAGAGAGCUGCCCCACUCAUCAAGAAGCUCAGUAGCGUGAGACCAAAGUCUUCAAGGAGGCUUACAGAUAUUCAGUACAUUGGGCCUGGUAAACUUAUAACUGAGGAUGAAGCGGUGAAGCUAAUUGAGGUCUUUUUUCUAACUAUGCAUCCAUUCUUUCCUCAUAUCCCGCUUCAGUUGCAUGAUCCUAGAGAACUGGUUAGGUAUCCGCUAUUGUUAUGUGCAAUAAUUACCAUCUCGGCAAGAUACCAUGCGUUCCAUGAAAUAGGAUUGAAAGAUGACGAUAGUCAUCGCCGUCACAUCAAGGUUCAUGAGCAGCUGUGGGUUAACUGCCAAAAGCUCAUAUCCAAGACGAUAUGGGCCGAGGCUAGUACAAGGUCCAUAGGUACUGUGCUUGCAUUUCUUCUCUUCACUGAAUGGAACCCCAGGGCCAUUCAUUGGAAUUGGCCUGACUACGCCAAUCAAGGUGAUGAUGCACAGAAUUCCAGGAUGGAAGUGUCCGAGUGGUCGAACACGGAAGGUGAUGGCGGACUCAGCGGCAUGGCAGCGAUCAGGCGCAGUGACAGGAUGAACUGGAUGCUUACUGGCACUGCGGUGCGGCUGGCCCAGGAUAUGGGUCUCUUGGAGAUCAGCGGCAAGAUAUUUACCGCCGCACACAUAGCGGAGACAUACACAGCAAUGAACGUUGGACAGCGGUCGACAUUGUCCGAGUCCUUGAGUGAAAUCAAUUUUGAUGCCUUGGAGGCCGACCGAAGCACCGAAUCUGCGGAGCGUAUUGGUGGAAACGAGAAGUUUUACUUAGAGCAGAUCUUGCAGGAUGACGAGAGCAAGGGCAGGUGGACUGGAUUUCUUCAUGAUAUCAAAGAAAGCUCAUCGAACUGCGGGGCAGGACCUCUGAGUGACGUUGAGCUUGAAUUUCUGAAUGACGAGUACGUACUGUAUUACGCUGCAAGCGAUGAUUCACGUCCCAGGAACUCUCCGGACACGCUGCCUUAUCCUUUAAGAUUUACUCAGGUUCAGAGAGCAAAGAUCGAGCUCUUACGUAUUAUAUCGAUCGGCUACGAGUCGAUAUACUCAGGAAAGGACAGACAGCAGCUACUCCUGAAUGAUCCCAGACGCAACCUAGCACUGCUGCAGAUCAUAUCUCCGCUGAUUGAAAGCUGGGGCAAGACCUACCAGGCGCUGCAAAAGCCAGCGGAAGGCUCGCUCGACGACAGCGGCAGCAACCCCUCCCACAGCAGAAGACAGUCUCUGUCGCUGGUGCAAACAAUAGACGGAGAGAGCCUAAUAUGCGAGUACAACUACUGCCAACUCUACGUCUACUCCCUCGCGCUGCAGGUCGACGUGAGGGAAAGCCAGCUGAAACCCAACGACAUCACCAGGUGUGCCAAAUACGUAGAGCUGGCUUACAACGCCGCCAAGAAGCUGCUCGCGUCUGCUACAAGACUGCAACGGCUCCAGUUACUGAAAUGCGUGCCCGUGAGAUGGAUCGUGAGGAUCGUCAGAUCGGUCGCCUUCAUCGUGAAAUGCUAUCUGACGCUCAUGGGCAACACAGCCCUCAACGACCCGCUCACCUCCACGAUCCUCAAGCUCACCGUUAUCUCCCCGGAAGAACUCCUACAAACAAUACAAACCGCGGCCAUCAUACUCAGGGAGGCCAGCCCCGACGAACUGCAUCUCUGCACCCGCUAUUCCACCAUACUCAUGUACCUGUGCUCCGAAAUGCACAACAAAGAGCCGCAACCACCACGACCGGCCCGAGAAACCUCCAGACCUCAGCACACGCCGCAAGACACCACAACGGCCUUCCUAAACGACUGUCCGAACUCCCACCGCACUCCCUCGCUCCCCGCGGAGGUACUCGACUGGUUCACCACCAGCGACGAAAUUGGACUCGAUUUCGUUGAGUCCUGGACCGAGAUGAUCGAACAGCGUUACUUACAGAACAGCGAAGAUGUCAAGGAACAGCUGCUAGACAGCUUCUACGAUCAACUCUCCUCCAGCUCCCUGCACAGCCCCCACAAGCAUUGA
Messenger RNA from Torulaspora globosa, 2583 nucleotides. It is a transcript of the gene ARO80, whose product is annotated as Aro80p. NCBI's taxonomy places the organism in Eukaryota, Fungi, Ascomycota, Saccharomycetes, Saccharomycetales, Saccharomycetaceae. The record is from RefSeq and is a predicted model, not a curated record. Gene Ontology annotation, cellular component: nucleus. Gene Ontology annotation, molecular function: zinc ion binding; DNA binding; DNA-binding transcription factor activity, RNA polymerase II-specific. The coding region runs from base 1 to 2583 and encodes 860 amino acids. Gene Ontology annotation, biological process: DNA-templated transcription; regulation of DNA-templated transcription. The transcript has a single exon.